This is a messenger RNA of Acanthochromis polyacanthus (spiny chromis), 3743 nucleotides long. RefSeq lists its product as uncharacterized. The coding region runs from base 2064 to 3365 and encodes 433 amino acids. NCBI's taxonomy places the organism in Eukaryota, Metazoa, Chordata, Actinopteri, Pomacentridae. The transcript has 4 exons. The record is from RefSeq and is a predicted model, not a curated record.
AUUUUCCUCAUUCAUUAACUCUUCAAAGUACUCUUUCCAUCUUCCCAUCACACUAUUGGCACCUGUCAACACACUUCCAUCCUUAUCCUUUAUCACCCUAACCUGCUGCACGUCCUUCCCAUCUCUGUCUCUCUGCCUUGCCAACCUGUACAGAUCAGUCUCUCCCUCCUUACUGUCCAACCUAGAAUACAAGUCAUCGUAAGCCCCUUGUUUGGCCUUUGCCAUCUCUACUUUCACCUUACGCUGCAUCUCCCUGUACUCCUGUCUACUCUCUUCAGUCCUCUCAGUGUCCCACUUCUUCUUAGCUAACCUCUUUCUCUGGAUCCACUCCUGCACCUCCUCAUUCCACCACCAAGUCUCCUUAUCUCCUUUCCUACCAGAUGACACACCAAGUACCCUCUGACCUGUCUCCCUGAUCACAUUUGCUGUAGUUGUCCAGUCAUCUGGAAGCACCUCCUGACCAUCCAAAGCCUGUCUCAACUCUUUCCUGAAAGUCAUACAACACUCUUCCUUUUUCAGCUUCCACCAUUUGGUCCUCUGCUCUGCCUUUGCCCUCUUCAUCUUCUUCACCACCAGGGUCAUCCUACACACCACCAUCCUAUGCUGUCUGGCUACACUCUCACCUACCACUACUUUGCAGUCACUGAUCUCCUUCAGAUUACACCGUCUACACAAGAUGUAGUCUACCUGUGUGCUCCUAUCUCCACUCUUAUAGGUCACGCUAUGUUCCUGCCUCUUCUGGAAGAAAGUAUUCACUACAGCCAUUUCCAUCCUUUUUGCAAAGUCAACCACCAUCUGUCCUUCUGCGUUCCUCUCCUGGAUACCAAACCUGCCCAUGACCUCCUCAUCAUCUCUGUUUCCUGCACCAACAUGUCCAUUGAAGUCUGCACCAAUGACAACUCUCUCACUUCUAGGGAUGCUCUGCAUCACUUCAUCAAGGUCCAACCAGAAUUUCUCCUUCUCCUCCAGCUCACAUCCUACCUGUGGAGCAUACCCACUAACAACAUUGAACAUCACACCUUCGAUUUCUAGCUUCAGGCUCAUCACUCGAUCUGACACUCUUUUUACCUCCAGGACAUUCCUAACAAACUCCUCCUUCAAGAUAACUCCUACUCCGUUUCUCUUCCUAUCUACACCAUGAUAGAACAACUUGAACCCUGCUCCUAAACUUCUAGCUUUACUACCUUUCCACCUGGUCUCCUGGACACAUAGUAUGUCCACCUUCCUCCUCUGCAUCAUGUCAACCAGCUCUCUACCUUUUCCUGUCAUAGUUCCAACAUUCAAAGUCCCUACUCUCAGUCCUAGACUCUUGGUGUUCCUCUUCUCUCUCUUCCUACGAACACACCUUCCUCCCCUCCUUCUUCGACCAACAGUCGUCCAUUUUCCACCGGCACCCUGUAGGUCGACAGCACCGAUGGUGGUCGUUGUUAACCCGGGCCUCGACCGAUCCGGUAUGGAAGUCAUACAUUUGAUUCGCAUGUUUGAUUUGGCCAAAGUUUUACGUUGGAUGCCCUUCCUGCCACAACCCUCUGUAUUUAUCCGGGCUUGGGACCGGCACAAUAAGACACUGGCUUGUGUCCCCUUGCGGCUACAUUAAACUUCAAAGCUAACAUGAUUAUUGAUUAACUGAAUCUGAAGGAGAAAAACUCAGUUUAAUGUAAAUAAACCCCGAGUUUAAAUUGAAAUCCCAUUAAUGAAACAUUUUACCAUCAACCACCCAGAUAAUGUUCAUUUAAAUGAUUAAAGUAGAUGUUUCCCUCCAGAUGUUCCAUAUAAAGUGGUGACUUUAAUGGUCUGCUAACAGCAGCAGCAUCAGCUUAAUGUUUAACACCAGUCAUGUGAGGAAACGUACUUUAAACUGGAGGAUCCUGCAGCAGCAUCAGGCGGAUGACAGAACAGCCAGCAGGUAGAGGAACCUUUAGAUCUUUAUCUCAGAACGUUUAGUGUUUUAUUCACCUAAAAACUCACUUUAAAUCAGCAGAACCCCUGCCGAUGCUUCAGACUCUUCAGCUGUUGUUUUAGAUCCUCUACGGUGAAUCUAAACUGGACUACUCAGACAGUAAAUGGUUUUGUGCUUUCAGGCAGCAGAUGUGGAACAGACGGUGAACCUUCCAGUAACCAUGGUAACUAGCUGUCUAACCGUGCUAACUAGCUGGCUAAUCGUCACACUGACGGCUGCUGGAGGACCAACAUCUGUAACCGUGGAACCAACCAGCAGCUUAGAAGCUCCACCAGGAACUCAGCUGACUCUAACAUGUGGAGAGAACAACGGUACAAGUGAGCUCCGGUUCUGGCACACCCCCUUUGGAGACCUGCAGGGUCCUAGUUUCCACGGUGACAGUGUCAUCCUGCAGCCUGACAGAAGCCUGUUGAUCUCCAACAGCAGCUUCCUGCACAGCGGCUUCUACUACUGUCUGAUGCAGCUCAGAAAAGAAACCAAGCUGCAGCCAUACCAGCUGCAGGUCCACACGUCAGGAAGGACUGGAGGUCCAGAGACUGGAGGUCCAGAGAAGCAGCAGGGUGUUUCAGAUGGGCUGUUUGCUGGAGCUGUGGCUGCUUCAGUGGUGAUCACGUUUGUUUUGGGCUUCAGCGUCGGAGCUUUAACCAGAACCCAGGUCCUCAGGUGUUUCACAGCCGUCACCAUGAAGCUAAAGUCACCACGGCGACGCCAACCUGACGUACCAGACCACGGGCCAGAGGUCACCAUGACAACCCUGCCACCGAUGUUUGACAACCAGGAAAUGGAGAUAGUUUCGACAACCUCAUCUCCUCCCAAAAAACCUCAGAGAAGCUUCAGACACAAGAGAGACGAAGAAACCACGGAAUAUCUACAGGGAUGCGACCACAAGCAGGACAAAGGGUCUGAUGAGGAGAUGGUUGAAGGGUCUGAUGAGGAGAAGGUUGAAGGUUCUGAUGAGAUGGUUGAAGGGUCUGAUGAGGAGAAGGCUGAAGGUUCUGAUGAGGAGAUUGAAGGGUCUGAUGAGACCAGUGGGUUCUACAUGGUGGGAGGAGAUAGAGGAAGUGAAGCAGAGGACAGUGAUGAUAAGAAAGAUGAAGCUGGUCAGACAGCUGUUAGAGAUUCUGCAGAAAGAGAAGCUGGGAAAAACCAGGAGGUGAAACAUGAGGCUCCCGCUCCUCGGCCAGGCCGCCGGGUCAUCCGUCUGUACAACUACGAUGAGGACGGCCACCGGUACCAGCACCUUCCUGACCCCGCCCCCCAGGAGCCAAGCCCUGCCCCCAGGCUCAAACAGCGCUCACUCUCUCUGACACGCCUCAACGCCAUCAUGGCCACCGCUUCAGCAUCACCGCUGGACAGGAAGGAGACUGACGGCAAAGCGACGCAACAUUUUCACAUGGAGAUAUAAGAUAACACCAUGCGAGGGUACAGGUCUUCAUCCUCAUCUGAGAACUACAAGAACCCAGAACACAUCCUGGUCCUAAAACCAUCAACACCAACCCACCUGACCCGAUAGCAUGUGGUCGGUCUGACACCAGAAACAUCUGGAAAUGACAGCAGCACUACUGUAGUUCAGGAUUAGAAUGUAGUUUAAUGAGAGCAGACGAGAAGCUAAGAGACGCUAACACACAGCUUCCUUCCUUCACAUCCAUUAUCCUGCUCAGAGUGUCGCUAACAGGUGAAGCCAACAGGUGAAGCCACUUGUACCUUGUCUGUCAGGUGUAAAUGUCUUCAGGAUGAUCAGUUACUGAGUUCAUCAUAAAUAAAUCUGUGCUGAUAAAAUGAA